Durusdinium trenchii is the source of this 992-nucleotide messenger RNA. NCBI's taxonomy places the organism in Eukaryota, Dinophyceae, Suessiales, Symbiodiniaceae. The record is from the annotation of a GenBank genome assembly.
GGAGACGUAUUCCAGGUCUCCACCAUUUCGAAGUUGUCACACGCCGUCACACGCAUAUCCAUUGCCGCAGAGAUUGUGUAGAUGGCGCUGCGCGUGCUUUGGGCAGCAUCCGGUGAAGAUGCAGUGGUCUUCCACGACGAGGAGUUGCAAGCUCUGGUGGAAGAACGGGGCAACACCAUCAAAGCACUGAAACUGGAACUUAUGUCUCGAGGAUUUGGAUCAAGGUUUCGACUGCGGCUCUUGCAAGCAGAAGAACAUCUGGAGGUUGGUGACGAUGUGGUGAUUGUUCCGCCACUGGUGCUGAAGAUGGUCAAGCUGGCCUUCCUACUACCAGACCAAGAAGGAGAUGAGGAAGUCCUUGACGCUUGUCAGGAAGGAGACCUUCAAGAAGUUGAAGAGGUUGCAUCAACACUGCAGACUCUGCAGCAUUGGAGAACUAUGCAGCUUUGCAUGUGGCACCUCGAAGAAGUUGACACCAGGUGGUGCGCAGACCCCAGCUGCAAUCGGCUGCAGAGGCUGGUGCAACUCCUUUGCACUGGGCUGCAUCAGAUGCCCAAUGCAAAGGAGUGGCACCAACAUGUGGGGACUUGGUGCGCGGACCGUUGCUGAAGGCUGGAGCGGCAUACGACGAUUCAUGUAUCAGUAAUCAUCGGUGCGCGGCCAGACUUCUGGAUGUGAUGCAUUUGCUGGCUGGGUCGAGCUGGGUCCGGUGGCUGGGUCGAGCCACUACGGCUGGGUCGGGUGCAACUCAUUUGCACUACGCUGAGGAGUGGAAGUAGUGGAAGUAGUGCGCAAGCUGGGGCUACAUAUGAUCAAACCACCACAGAUCUGGGCGAAACUCCUUUGAUUGGGCUGCUGAAAACUCUUGCUGGCGCCGCCUGCGACGUCACCACUCCGGGGAAGCUUUGCACUCCUCAGAACCGCUAUGAGGAUUUGCGUACAUCUAGGGAUUUUUUUUUGAACUCUUCCUCUGCGGCUAAGAGGCUGAAAAA